AAUAGUAAUUUUUCGAUUUAAAUAAGGAUUCUAUGACAACCAAACGCACGCGUGUGAAUAUUGCGAGUCUCAUGGUGACGACAGCUGCUGUCAAAAUGUGUCAUGCAGCAACUCGCUUUCGGCAGGUGCUAUAGCCGGCAUUGUCGUUGGAUCCCUUGCAGGCGCCGCCAUUAUCCUGUUUGCCCUCUUUUACUUCUUUUGCUGGCGACGGAGGGAUAAUACGCGCUUUUUACCCAUUUCCACCGUUGCGAACAACACCAUGGCUAAUGGUCACCAUAGAGACGAUGACGAAGCGCGCGAGCAUCUGGUCACCAACUAUGCGAACGGUGCAGCAUCGAUCGGGGUGUCGACUACAGCAGCGGGAACCAUUUCUACAGCGGUUGAGAUGGAUGAAAAGACACAACUGCCGUCACCCAAUCCUGUCGAGAUGGCCGAGCUGUUUUGUGAGGCGGUGCACAGCUAUCCACCUCAGGUACAAGACGAACUAGAUAUCCGUGAAGGCGAUAUUGUGUACCUGAUCUUCCAGCUGGACGAUGGAUGGGGCUAUGGGUUGAAUGUAUCGACUUCACAAACAGGCGUAUUCCCCUUGGUGUGUGUGGCACGAGCACGAGAAGAGUUGCUGGAACAAUUGCUUCUCAUGCCCAAUGACCAAGAACAGUUUGCUAAUGACAAGACUUUGGCGGAAGAAGAGCAGCAGGAAAUAUUACCGUCUUCUGCGGGUGCAUCGGUAUUAGUACCGCCACGACAACGAUCACCGUCACCUUUGCCAGCACAUUUAGAAAAGUCGCCUACAAGUGCAAGUAGUCAUAGUCUGCUACAAUGGCGGAUGCAGCAGAUCCGGGACGACGUGCGACGGUCUAUCAGUGUCAAUUCAUUGAAACGGAUCAGUCGACUGCCACGACCAGCACCACCUCCAGUCAAUGUCCAUCAUCAUAACACCGUGCCUACCAAGCGCGUCACUGACGCAUUGUCGCCACAACAACAGUUAUUCUCGGCGCCUAUCGCAUCUUCUGGACGAAUGGCACCACCACCGCCCGUACCACAUCAUAUGAAUGAAGAACACGAGAUGCAUCAUCCAAACCCACCUUCACUGCAAUGAUCAUAACUUACUACACGCACAAACAACAAACACACUCAAUUACCAACUCACUCAAUCAAUCAAUAGCACACUCACUCAAACUCACACUCACAUCCUAUAUGUAUAUUAUACUAAAAUUUUCUUCCUAAUUAAAAAAACUUACAAUACUUUUCACUAACUUUGGGGUGGUGAAAGGCGCAACUUGCU
Messenger RNA from Zychaea mexicana, 1285 nucleotides. RefSeq lists its product as uncharacterized. Gene Ontology annotation, molecular function: protein binding. The transcript has a single exon. Lineage: Eukaryota; Fungi; Mucoromycota; Mucoromycetes; Mucorales; Lichtheimiaceae. The coding region runs from base 260 to 1099 and encodes 279 amino acids. The record is from RefSeq and is a predicted model, not a curated record.